This is a messenger RNA of Anopheles nili, 768 nucleotides long. It is a transcript of the gene RsfS312, whose product is annotated as mitochondrial assembly of ribosomal large subunit protein 1. The record is from RefSeq and is a predicted model, not a curated record. NCBI's taxonomy places the organism in Eukaryota, Metazoa, Arthropoda, Insecta, Diptera, Culicidae. The transcript is spliced from 3 exons. Gene Ontology annotation, biological process: negative regulation of ribosome biogenesis; negative regulation of translation. Gene Ontology annotation, molecular function: ribosomal large subunit binding. Gene Ontology annotation, cellular component: mitochondrion. Bases 1 to 768 code for a protein of 255 amino acids.
AUGUGUUCCAACAUUAGACGUUUGCUUCCGAGAUUACAUCACGAAAUAUUCAAACCAAGCACGAGAUCGUUUCACGAUGAGUUUUCAUCAAAGGUACCACUGCAGGAGGCUAGUAAACAAAAACAUGAAAACCAGGUCGUACCAAAUGCUCGCUCGAUUGCCGCUAAAUAUCAGAUUUUCAAAGACACCGAUGCGCCAAUUAUUCUGGACGUUGAUGAAGAAAGAACGCUUCACGAGGCGGGAUUGCAACAACCGCAAAAGAUCCAGGACUUACCAGACAUGUACUCUGACAUCGAUCUGACGCGGGGCAAAACCGGUGUUUAUGAAAUAAACGAAUUGGUAACAGUUCUGCGACUUCAAAGUGCGAUCAACAUUUUUGUAUGUAGUGUACCUAAAGAAAUCAAAUAUGUGGACUACAUGUGCAUCGUUUCGGGUCGCAGUGUAAGACAUAUGCGUGGAAUUGCAGAGUUUGUUAGGAAAGUUUACAAAAUGAAACGUCUACCUACCGAUAUCAUACCAAAGAUUGAAGGAGAAACAAGCAGCGAUUGGAUGGCUCUUGAUUUAGGAAAUAUUGCUCUGCACAUUUUUUCUGCCAAAGCCAGAGAACAGUAUGAUUUAGAGUCGCUCUGGAGCGUGGGCUCGGAGUUUGAUCGAGAGUACAACAAACCGAGUGGAGAAAUCGUACAAUUAUAUGAAAAAUAUACCGUUUACUUGAACGAUUUGAAACCAGUGAAAAAAGAAAGUGUAACUGUGCAACCUAGCGCAUGA